AUGUCGUGGGAUCGCAGUCGCAGAUGGCAGGCGAUACCGCAGUCGCGUGCGACACCUCGCACGCCAGCAACGCGAUGCCGCUCCCCCGAUGCGCGUCGUUUCCGUCGCACGAAGUGGCGAUCGACGUCGAACAAUCGACCGUUGCUGAUUGGCAGUCCUGAGAACGAAAACGAUGAUGUACAGACAAGUGCUCAAUACCUGAAUCCGAGCAUCAAAGACAAAAACUAUUCCAACUGCAUUUACGGGAGGAGACAGAACUAUUAA
Molecule: messenger RNA, 264 nt
Organism: Necator americanus (New World hookworm)
Lineage: Eukaryota; Metazoa; Nematoda; Chromadorea; Rhabditida; Ancylostomatidae
Exons: 2
Coding region: 1-264 (87 amino acids)
Source: RefSeq, a predicted model, not a curated record